Messenger RNA from Tetrahymena thermophila SB210, 1080 nucleotides. RefSeq names its product cyclic nucleotide-binding domain protein. The transcript has 13 exons. Gene Ontology annotation, molecular function: GTPase activator activity; small GTPase binding. NCBI's taxonomy places the organism in Eukaryota, Ciliophora, Oligohymenophorea, Hymenostomatida, Tetrahymenidae. The record is from RefSeq and is a predicted model, not a curated record. Gene Ontology annotation, biological process: nucleocytoplasmic transport; activation of GTPase activity. Gene Ontology annotation, cellular component: perinuclear region of cytoplasm; cytosol; nucleus.
AUGAUAUAAUAGAUUAAACAUUACAAAGAAUUAUAAGAGUUUUUAAACUCUUCGCUUUUAUCUCAUUAGGAACUCCAUAUUGAUCUGAUUGGCAAUAAAAUUGGUGAAAUGGGUGCAUCAGGCUUAGGUUCUGCUUUAGCAAAUUGCAUUAAUCUCUCAAAUCUGACACUUAAUCUUCGUAGCAAUAAAAUUGGUGCAAAGGGUGUAUCAGAUUUAGGUUCUGCUUUAGCAAAUUGCAUUAAUCUCUCAUAUUUGACACUUGAGCUUUAUUACAAUUAAAUUGGUUCAAUGGGUGCAUCAGGCUUAGGUUUUGCUUUAGCAAAUUGCAUUAAUCUCUCAAAUUUAACACUUCAUCUUCGUGACAAUUAAAUUGGUGAUGAAGGUUCAUCAGGCUUAGGUUCUGGUUUAGCAAAUUGCAUUAAUCUCUCAAAUUUGACACUUGGUCUUGGUCGUAACAAAAUUGGUGCAAUUGGUGCAUCACGUUUAGGUUCUGCUUUAGCAAAUUGCAUUAAUCUCUCAAAUUUGAAAAUUGAUCUUCUUGACAACUAAAUUGGUGAUGAAGGUGCAUCAGGCUUAAGUUCUGCUUUAGCAAAUUGCAUUAAUCUCUCAAAUUUGACACUUGGUCUAGGUUACAAUUAAAUUGGUCCAAUGGGUGCAUCAGGUUUAGGUUCUGCUUUAGCAAAUUGCAUGAAUCUCUCAAAUUUGACACUUCUACUUCGUGACAAUCACAUUGGUGAUGAAGGUGCCUCAGGCUUAGGCUCUGCUUUAUCAAAUUGCAUUAAUCUCUCUAAUUUGACACUUAGUCUUGGUCGUAAUAAAAUUGGUGCAAUUGGUACAUCAGGUUUAGGUUCUGCUUUAGUAAAUUGCAUUAAUCUCUCAAAUUUGACACUUGAUCUUGGUGAUAAUUAAAUUGGUGAUGAAGGUUCCUCAGGUUUAGGCUCUGCUUUAGCAAAUUGCAUUAAUCUCUCAAAUUUGACACUAGAGCUUUAAAGUUUUAACUUAAGUGAAUCACAAUCAUUCAAAGUAAAAAGCAAGUGUCUUAAAUCAAAAAGAUUAGUUGCAUUUGAAAAUAAUUUCUGA